AUGGGUGGGAUAGGAAAAACUGCUUUGGCUAAAUUGGUUUAUAAUGAUGACAGAGUGCAGCAAAAGUUUCAUGUCAAGGCAUGGGUUUCUGUUGGGGAGGAAUUUGAUGUUCUUAUGGUGACAAAAGCUGUGAUAGAGAAAACUUGCAGUCCUUGUUACUCAAAUGAUUUAGAUACAACUCAAAAUCAUUUGAAGAAUGCGCUAGCCAGGAAGAAUUUUUUGGUUGUUCUGGAUGAUGUAUGGAGCAGUAAUCGUGAGGCUUGGGAAAGUUUUCUAUCUCCUUUUGAAUGUGGAAGUGAGGAUGGCAAGAUUCUUGUAACAACCCGUCUUGAUACAGUAGCUUUUAUGGUGAAAACUAAAUAUAACAAAGCUUACAGUUUGAGUUUGUUGGAUGAUGAACAAUGUUGGUCAGUGUUUGCAAGUCGUGCAUGGGAUCUUGCUGAAUCCCGAGGUCAUUCAGCUUUAGAAAAAAUUGGUAGAAAAAUUAUAGAAAAAUGUAAAGGAUUACCUUUGGCAGCUCAAACACUUGGAGGGUUAUUAAGAGGGAAAGAUAAUGAAAAGGACUGGAAUGAUGUUUUGAAUAAGAUGAACUGA
Molecule: messenger RNA, 594 nt
Organism: Arachis ipaensis
Lineage: Eukaryota; Viridiplantae; Streptophyta; Magnoliopsida; Fabales; Fabaceae
Source: RefSeq, a predicted model, not a curated record